AUGGGUUCAUUGAUCUCCUGCCCAGCAGAAAUGUUUGCUCGGGCAGAGCCAAGCCGCACCUCCGAUGGCUCCAAGGGCAAAUCGGUGACGUGGAAGCUGGGCGCCGACAACGAGGUCUGGGUCUGGGUGAUGGGUGAGCAUCCUUCCGACAAACCGUCCGCGGCCAUCUGCAAGGAGCUCCAGGCACAAAGAGCCCAGCUUCAGCCCGAGGGGCUGCUCCCCGAGCCCCCCUCCCACUGUAUGGCCCCGGCCGCGGAAGCCGCAGGAAAUGCUCGGGCGGUGAUUGCAGCGGCGAUGAGUUUGGGUGGCUCUGAGUCACCCGCAGGUGCUCCUGUGCUCACAGUUACUCACCGGCAGCCAGCAAUCCAGACCGACUCCUCCAGAACACCAUCCCUACAGCCACAGCUGGGGGUCCCGGCUGGGGUGCAUCUGCUCGGGAACACAAAAAGCACCGCGGAGGAAAAGAAGGAAAAGGAGAGAACACCUGCUGCUGCCACAAUGGGGAAAAGCCAGGAGCUCCCCAAGAGGGAAGCCCGGGACGUUCACCAGAUGCUGGCAGACUGCCACGCCAGGAAGCGCGGUACCCAGCAGACGGAGGAAGCACAGAGGAGAACUUCAGGAGAAGAGCCCACAGCUCCCCAGGAGGCAGCACCCCAGAGCCACCCCGCCUCCGAGAGCCCCAGGACGCUGCAGAGACCGGAUGAGAACGAGCCUGAAUGGCAGGAAUCCUUGCGGAAAUCCAAGGCGGCGGACGAGAAGAGACGCUCCCUCGCGCGACAAGCCAGGGAUGACUACAGGCGACUCUCACUGCAGGGUGCCCGCAGAGGGAAGCAGGCAGAUAUCUCCCGGGGUGCCGCCGGAGGGGACCGGCGACCGCUCCAGUACCCGCCCCUGCCCCCCAAGCCAAAACUCCUGCCACUGGCGAUGACCAACGGGAGGGCGAUUAGGAAAGAGGGGAUCCAGAGGACGACCUCCGAUUCCACGGAAGAAAGCAUCAUCAGGUGGUUCCGAGAGGAGCAGUUCCCGCUCCGAGCUGGCUAUCAGAAAGCCGCGGAUGCCAUCGCGCCUUGGUUCCACGGUAUCCUGAGUUCUAGGAAAGCAGAGGAGCUGCUGGAUAAAACAGCGCCGGGGAGCUUUCUGGUGCGGGUCAGUGAGAAAAUCAAAGGCUACGUGCUCUCCUAUCGCUCGGCGGAGGGAUGCAAACACUUCCUCAUUGAUGCCUCCGGUGAUGCCUACAGCUUCCUCGGGGUGGACCAGCUGCAGCAUUCCACGCUGGCCGACCUCGUGGACUACCACAAGGACGAACCCAUCACGUCCCUGGGGAAGGAGCUGUUGCUUUACCCCUGUGGCCAAGAGGACCAGGAACCAGACUACAUCUCCCUCUUCAAGUGA
Molecule: messenger RNA, 1392 nt
Organism: Pterocles gutturalis (yellow-throated sandgrouse)
Lineage: Eukaryota; Metazoa; Chordata; Aves; Pterocliformes; Pteroclidae
Gene: SH2D4A
Product: SH2 domain containing 4A
Exons: 10
Coding region: 1-1392 (463 amino acids)
Cellular component (GO): cytoplasm
Molecular function (GO): phosphatase binding
Source: RefSeq, a predicted model, not a curated record